This is a messenger RNA of Drosophila kikkawai, 1148 nucleotides long. It is a transcript of the gene GILT1, whose product is annotated as Gamma-interferon-inducible lysosomal thiol reductase 1. Lineage: Eukaryota; Metazoa; Arthropoda; Insecta; Diptera; Drosophilidae. The record is from RefSeq and is a predicted model, not a curated record. Gene Ontology annotation, molecular function: oxidoreductase activity, acting on a sulfur group of donors, disulfide as acceptor.
GCAAACAACAGUUCGCGCUUAGACCCCGGACCGCUCACAACGCGACAGUCGCUCGUUCGAAAGCCCACAGAAGGAACAAAAAAUUGGAAGAAAAAAAUUAGUAAGCAGAACAACAAGAAGCCAGAAAAUGAGUCACAAAAUUGCCGCCGUAUGUCUCCUGAUGAGCUGCCUGUUUGCCGCAGUCUACGGCGCAGCUAAGGUACCCAUUGCCGUGUACUACGAGUCUCUGUGCCCGGACAGUGCCAAGUUCAUUACGGAGCAACUGUAUCCUGCGGUCAGGGGAGAGCUGCGCGAUGUGGUGGACCUCACCUUGGUGCCUUUCGGAAAGUCUCAGUUCUUUACCCAGGGCGCCGAGGUGACCUUCACCUGCCACCAUGGGCCGAACGAGUGCUACGGCAACAAGGUGCAUGCCUGUGCCAUCGAGCACAUCCAGGCCAACUCCUACCAGGUUGAGUACACGCGCGAGUCCCUGACUAUCGACUUCAUCAACUGCCUGAUGAAGGCCGGCAAGAACUUCCCGGACAAUGUCUAUCCCGGCCAGCGUUGUGCGCAGGAGAACCACAUCAACAACUGGGAGAACAUCAAGACAUGUGCCAACAGCACCGAGGGCAGUGUCCUGCUACGUAAGGCCGGAGAGGCCACCCAGCGGCUCAAGGAGCCACUGACCAGCGUGCCCACCAUUCUGUUCAACGAGCAAUUUGAGAAGAAGGUUAAUGAACGCGCCCAGGAGAACUUUGUCGGCACCCUCUGCAAGUAUGUGUCCGCCCCACAGCCGCACAUCUGCACUGCCCACAACGGUGCCGCCGCUCCUUCGAUCACCAGCGUAAGCGCCAUCCUUGGCUCCCUGCUGGGUCUUUGGUCUAUCAUCCGCCUCUUCCACUAAGCUGCCAACUGUCAGCCGCCUUUGCUAUCUCCCACACCAACCCAACUUCAACUUCCAACUCAGCCAGACCUUUCUGUGCAAUCGGGAAUCUCAACCGUUAAUGCCUUGUUUUACCUUACCACCUUUUGUUGGUUUGUUUUUAGGCCAAUUGAAAGCCAAGCCGUCCAGAUAGAAUAUGAAUCACAAUAUCAGAGAUCAAAUUAGUUUUGCCAAGAGCUGGUCUUAAUGUAACAAUUUAAUAAAUUCUAAAUAAUAAAAUAUGAAA